UCUGGCUCAAUUAUACGUACCCAAAAAUCCUACUAAACCCUCCUCUAUCUCCACAGCCAGAAGCCGAAGAAGCGAACCGAAACGACAACAAUGGUGUCUCAAUACGGCAUCAAGUAUGCCGUUCACAUCAUCACCAAUCACUUCGGUCCUCUCGUCGCCAAAGUAUGCGACUGCCUUCUCAAGAAAGGACCGUUACCGCUCCGUGAAAUAGUCCGUUACACUGAGCUAUCUGAGACUCUCGUCAGAAACUGCUUGCUCGUCUUGAUCCAGCAUAACUGCCUUCAACCUUUCCUCCUUGAAGAAGAAGGUGGAUUUGGAGAAGUAAAUAAAGUGAGUUCGCUGUACAUGGUGCUAUUCGAUAAUGUAUUGCAUCGCGUUAGGUUUUCCAAGUUUAUGGCUAUUGUUUCGCAGGAAUUCGAUAAGCUGUGUGUAGAUUUGAUUGAAACAUUGCUUCAACACGGGAGGCUUUCGUCAGAGCAAAUUUUUGAUGGAUUUAGGGACAGUACAGAAGGCAAUAGUAGUGGAGGUAUGGAGGCUUUACAAGAAAAUAUGCAUAAGCUUGUGAUGGCACGAUAUGUUGAAAGGUGUCCUAUCUCAGAACCAUUUCUUGCAUUACCGAGUGAAGAAGAAGCUGCUCCUGUGAGGAGGCGAGGUGCUAAAUCAGCCAAGGCAUUUUUAGAGCCAGAAACCCUAGAACAACGUGUUCUUGUAGCAGCAGUGCCUCCAGAAGGAAUGAGAUUUUCAUUUGAAUUAAAUCCUGAGAUAGGUGCCGACAGAGAUAAAGUUGAGAAUAACUCCUCUAGCAAUAUUGGAGAUAAGCGCAAGCUUGAUGCUUUGGAGUCCGAUAUUGAUGGUGGGGUUGCGGACAAACAAGUAGCUCUUUGGCGUGUCAAUUUUGAGGAAUUUAUUCGCCGGCUUAGGCAUAAGAUUUGUAUUGAGACUGUGAGAACACGGCUGGAUGAUGAAGCUGCCACUGUCUUCACUGCAAUGCUGGAUGCAUCAAGGAGUGAGGAAAAGAAAAUAAAAACAGCAAGCUCAGUUCCUUUAUCAGAAAAUUCCAUUUAUGCAGAGGUGAUUAAGAGCGAAAAGGGCCGUAAUAUGACCUUAGAUUAUGUUAUAUCUGUCCUUGUCGGGUUGAGUUCUUCUCCACCAUUUGUAAGGGUGGUUGACAAUUCAUACAGUAUAGAUUUCAAACAUACCAUCGAAGUAGCUCAAACUGACGAGGUGGAGUCAAUUGUGUAUAAAAAAUAUGGCAAGGAUGCUUAUAGAAUGUUCAGGUUACUUUCAAAGGCUGGUUGCUUACUUGAGACUGAUAAGGUGUACUAUGGUCAUGUAUUGAGGAGAAGCAGAUCUCUCUGUAAAUUUGAGGAAAUGGGUUAUCUAGCUCUACAGAAGGUUUAGUGAGUGCUCUUCCUACAUUGCUCAAUGCUUAGGUUUCAGUCACACCCCACACUCUUGUUGGGGCUGGGUUGACAACCUUAGCACUUUAGGACCUGCAAACAUAGGGGUCUGGAAAGCCAUUCUGCAGCAAUUGGCUCCUGGAGCUACACGAAAACCAUCCCAUUUGUGUUCUGCUGUCAGCAUGGCCAAGCACACUCUCUUCAUCUUUCAAUCUCAACUGUAGAGUGUUGAGGCCCAUGUCUCCGCAUAGCAUUAUUUGUUUUUAGGAUUUGCACAAAGGUUAAUGUAGGUUAAUAGGCUAUUUUCUUUUGGUUCUUCUAGAGCUGCUUUUAGAGAUCACAUUCUAAUUAAGAAUAUCAGCAUGCUGUUAGUAGAAAACUUAAACUAAAUGAGCCGUAUUUCUUUUCCUCUUAUUUGUAUAUAACCAUAUAUUUGAAAUGAGGUUAAAUGUCUCUGUAGGCUGAAGUUUGCAAUACUAUAGUACAAAAAUCUUGCAACAGGAAUAUUUUGAGCUUCACUUUU
This is a messenger RNA of Populus trichocarpa (black cottonwood), 1923 nucleotides long. RefSeq lists its product as uncharacterized. Bases 91 to 1401 code for a protein of 436 amino acids. The transcript has 12 exons. The record is from RefSeq and is a predicted model, not a curated record. Gene Ontology annotation, cellular component: RNA polymerase III complex. NCBI's taxonomy places the organism in Eukaryota, Viridiplantae, Streptophyta, Magnoliopsida, Malpighiales, Salicaceae. Gene Ontology annotation, biological process: DNA-templated transcription. Gene Ontology annotation, molecular function: single-stranded DNA binding.